Molecule: messenger RNA, 788 nt
Organism: Malania oleifera
Lineage: Eukaryota; Viridiplantae; Streptophyta; Magnoliopsida; Santalales; Ximeniaceae
Product: probable aquaporin TIP5-1
Exons: 3
Coding region: 24-788 (254 amino acids)
Biological process (GO): transmembrane transport; water transport
Cellular component (GO): membrane
Molecular function (GO): water channel activity
Source: RefSeq, a predicted model, not a curated record
CUUCUGCGUUCCCUCGCGACGAAAUGGCUCCGAAUACGACGUCUUUCUCCGCCCGCUUCGGCCAAUCAUUUGCCCCCGCCGCCCUCCGCUCCUACCUCGCCGAGUUCAUCUCCACUUUCCUCUUCGUUCUCGCCGUCGUCGGCUCCUCUAUGGCUUCCAGGAAAAUAACGCCGGACGCAACGUCAGAUCCGUCGAGCCUGGUGGCAGUCGCGGUGGCCGCCGCCUUCGCACUGUCUUCGACGGUGUACAUCGCGGCAAAUGUCUCUGGCGGUCACGUGAACCCAGCCGUCACCUUUGGGAUGGCCAUCGGUGGCCACAUUAGCAUUCCAACCGCCAUCUUUUACUGGGCUUCUCAGAUGCUGGGCUCAGUUGUGGCUUGCCUUUUACUCAGAGUCAUCACCGUCGGCCAGGAUGUUCCGAAUCAUGCAAUCGCGGUGGAUAUGACGGGUUUCGGAGCAUCCAUAUUAGAGGGUGUGCUCACAUUUGGUUUGGUCUACACCGUGUACGCUGCGGGCGACCCGAGGCGGGGUGCGUUGGGGGCCAUUGGGCCUUUGGCGAUCGGGCUCAUGGCAGGGGCCAAUGUGUUGGCAGCCGGGCCGUUCACGGGCGGGUCAAUGAACCCGGCAUGCUCAUUCGGGGCCGCGCUGGUUGCGGGUCGGUUCAAGAACCAGGCAGUAUAUUGGGUCGGACCCUUGAUUGGGGCGGCGGUUGCUGCGCUUCUAUAUGACAAUGUGGUGUACCCGGCCCAGGCUCCGGAGUCGAUCAGGGGUAUUGCGGAUGGAGUUUAA